Penicillium lagena is the source of this 207-nucleotide messenger RNA. RefSeq lists its product as uncharacterized. The record is from RefSeq and is a predicted model, not a curated record. The transcript has a single exon. NCBI's taxonomy places the organism in Eukaryota, Fungi, Ascomycota, Eurotiomycetes, Eurotiales, Aspergillaceae. Bases 1 to 207 code for a protein of 68 amino acids.
AUGCCAACACGAGAAAUCAGGCAGCCGCCGCGCUGUGGGCCGGGGUACAAAGUUUCUGCAACAACAGUCAGCGCUAAGCUUUGUACUUUGCCUCCCGAGUCGGGCAAGAGGUUUGGGAGUGGGUCCGCAGCAGUCAAAGGGGCAGUGCUGACGACCAUAAACCCCAUAAAACCAAGCAAUUUUCACCAGGCAUCGCUAACACCCUAA